Molecule: messenger RNA, 2245 nt
Organism: Monopterus albus (swamp eel)
Lineage: Eukaryota; Metazoa; Chordata; Actinopteri; Synbranchiformes; Synbranchidae
Gene: arhgap15
Product: Rho GTPase activating protein 15
Exons: 13
Coding region: 54-1520 (488 amino acids)
Biological process (GO): signal transduction; regulation of GTPase activity
Cellular component (GO): cytoplasm
Source: RefSeq, a predicted model, not a curated record
CACUUCCUCUAACAGGCCUCUGCGUCUUGUCUUUUGUGAUCGGUGACACACAGAUGGCGGGUACGAGAAUCACAAACCUCCAGAGUGCUGCAAAACAGCCACCAGUGAUUCAGCCUCCACAGCGCAGUACCAUGGUGCAGGGAGCAGUGCAGAUGCGCAUUAAAAGCUCGCAGAGCUCCGGAGACCGCUUGAGCCAGUCCAAGUCCAUGGUGCUGCCGGAGGUUGACCUUUCUCAGAAACCUAUCUCUCGGCAUCGCAGGAAUCAAUCUCAGCACAAUGUCGUCAUCGCAGGGGCUGCUGUGUUUGAACCACCUGUAGAGCUGAAAGGUGAACACCUGAAUGUGGCUAAAAUCUCAGAGAGCGGUAAGAAGCAAAGGAAGAACUGGACUUUGAUGUGGACUGUGCUGACCUCAGACCAGCUGCUGUUUUAUAAAGACAGACCACAGGAAACUGGCAUGAAACCGGGAAGCAAGACAGAUGUGGUUCAGCUAUGUGGAGCUAUUACAAGAUGGACGACAGAGAAGUCAAGCAAGAAAAAUGUUUUCCAGCUAACAACAAACACAGGAAGCGAGUACCUCCUCCAGGCUGAUGGUUACUCCACCGCCAGCAAAUGGUACGAUGACAUCAGAAAGGCCAUCGACUCCUCAACUAAAGUUGAUGGAGGUUUUCCUCUGCGGAGGUCAAGUAGCACAGAGUACCUGCCCAGACACAGCUCCCUACCAGGAUAUGGUUCUGCCCCCCCCACCACCAAGCAACACAACCCAGUUCACAGACGCUCCAUCAAUAUGUUCAGUAGCUCAAAGCUAAAACAUAGCACCUCAGACAGCGCUGACAAGAAUGGAGUGAGGAACAGACUGAAGAAGUUUAUCACCAGACGUCCAUCCAUGAAAACGUUACAGGAGAAAGGCCUGAUCAAAGAUCGUGUUUUCGGUUGCCAUCUAUCGACUCUCUGCAAGCGUGAAGGAACCACGGUACCGAAGUUUGUUCAGAUCUGUUUGGAUGCUGUUGAGAAGCGAGGUCUUGAGGUUGAUGGGAUCUACAGAGUCAGUGGAAAUUUGGCCACAAUCCAGAAACUUCGCUUUAUUGUUGAUGAAGAAGAGGACUUGCACCUGGACCACAGUCAGUGGGAGGACAUCCAUGUUGUCACGGGAGCCCUCAAGAUGUUCUUCCGUGAGCUGCCGGAACCACUGUUCCCCUUCAGGUUCUUCCAGCCAUUUGUGGAGGCCAUCAAGAUCAAAGAGUCUAAACACAAAAUUCAGGUUGUGAAGAAACUGAUUGUGGAGCUGCCCAAACCCAACCAGGACACGAUGAAGUUGCUCUUCAGCCACCUACAUAGAGUUCUGGGCUUUUCGAGGAAGAACCUGAUGUCCACUCAAGGUCUUGGUAUUGUAUUUGGCCCAACACUGAUGUGGCCUGAACUGGACAUAGGAAACUUGGCUAUAAAUAUGGUCUACCAGAAUCAGAUUGUGGAAUUUAUCCUCAUGGAAUGCCAAGAGAUCUUCAAUCUGGACAUGAAGUAAAUUCAUCACAUGGACUCGCAUUUACCCAUCAAAGCCAAAAACUUGCGAAACAUCUUAAGAUAUUGCAUUGUUUAAAGAUAAAAUUACUGGACUGAAGAAAAAAGCUACAGGAUUGAGAACAAGUGCUGAAGAUAAUUUCUUAAAUGCAAAUUAAUUAAUUAUGCAGCUAUUUCUUAAAUGCAGAUAGCUGCAUAAUUAAUUAAUUUCACCUCAUACAUUAAUGAAGUCUACAACACUCACCUGGUAAGUGCCAUAUUAAAAAUUGCAUGUUUUAAAUUUUUUAGGUAGAUAAAUAACCCUAAAAUAUAAAGUAUCUGAAAGAAUGAAGUACAGGAUAGUUUGAGGUACUGUAUAUGCAUUGCAGGACCAGGAUUAGGGGAGUGGAUAAUGGAAUUCAUUGCACAGGCUGCGCUCCACUGAGUAAGGCUACAUUUUUCAGGCCCUUGGGAUAUACAGUGUCCAAUUUGUGGAUCCACACUUUCUCAGCUUUACAUAUUUGAGGCAUGGACCAUUUAAGAUUGCUUUGCGAUACAGUGGCCUGGAGAGCGUGCCACCCCUGUGGUCCAGGAAGUGCUGUACAAAUGGGAUGGGGUAUGGGUCUUCCCAUGUCUCAGACUAUUACAGUAUAUCUGUGUUGGGUGAAUCUGGCUAGAACUGUGUUCCCUGUUUCUCCCACCUAUUGUAUACCACACCAUUUACAUAUGAAUAAACAAUUUUUACUGGUG